Molecule: messenger RNA, 2580 nt
Organism: Drosophila mojavensis
Lineage: Eukaryota; Metazoa; Arthropoda; Insecta; Diptera; Drosophilidae
Gene: puc
Product: tyrosine-protein phosphatase vhp-1
Exons: 4
Coding region: 807-2174 (455 amino acids)
Biological process (GO): negative regulation of MAPK cascade; protein dephosphorylation
Cellular component (GO): cytoplasm; cytosol
Molecular function (GO): MAP kinase tyrosine/serine/threonine phosphatase activity; protein tyrosine/threonine phosphatase activity
Source: RefSeq, a predicted model, not a curated record
GGGGUUCACUUCGUUUGUUGUCAUAGCGCGAGAGACUUUCGAGUAGAACGGACGUCGAUUUGUAUACGCGAGCUCAAAAGAAAAAAGUGGACAAUAUUGUUGGAAAGAUAUAUUCCCCAUAACAAAUAUAAUACACAGACCAUAGAUAGCAUGGGAACUUAGCGGAUUUACCUACUAAAUACGUGUCGCAGUGAUACGAAACUAUUGAUAGAAAAUCGAGAGAGAUCAGAAACGUGAUCUUGUAGCGCAGUGUAUCACAUAACCAAUCAAGCUGGUCCAGAAUUAUUGGCAUUGCGCGUAAUCGUCACUUAAACAGAAAUAGAAACGAGAACGUACAACAUUUUGUACAACAAUUAAAUAAAUGUGCGCGUGUUCAAAAUUUUGAAAACGCAACAACAAGUGGAAAUACAACAACAACAACAGCAGCAGCAACAACAAGAAGAACGGGAACGGGAAGUGCUCGCUCAACAAGUGUUACGAAUAAGCACACUGGGAUUAUCUAAUAAACCAAUAAUAUACAUAAGACUCAUACCCGUACCUCCCCAAAAUAUAAUAAUAAAAGAGAUUAUAUACCAAAUAGGCAGCAUAAAUAUUAAAUUUAAACCAGUCAAGUGUUUGAGAGCUCUGUGUGUGUGCUCUUCUGUAUAUGUGUGUGUGUGAAACGAGCAACAGCAGCUACAACUAAACAACACAGCAACGACAACAACAACAAGAGCAGCAGCAACAGUACGGCAACGUCAACAACACGCAAUUGCUGUGAGCGCGACGGAGACAGCAACAGCGUGAGUCAUAAAAGUGAAAUAAAAAUGCGGAUAAAGAGAGAAGCGCCGUGUCUACUGUUAUUUAUGCCAUUACCAAACAAUAACAACAACAACAACAAUCGCAUUGGCGCUAAUCACAAGGACUAUCCCAACAACAAGCGUUCCAGGGAAAAUCUGGCAUGUGACGAACAACAGCUGACGGCGACGUCAACGACGGCAGCAAUGAACGCUGGCAGCAAUGGCGGCCGAACGCCGCCGCUCAUGCGCAGCUGUUCCAGUCCGGCGGUUUACGAUAUCGAAACACAUCCCGCUUCGCCAGUAUUCCCACAUCUGCUGCUGGGCAAUGGCCGGGAUGCGGACGAUCCCAGCAGCGUGGGCGCCAAUUGUGUGUUGAAUGUUACCUGCCAAAGUCCCAGCGAGAGUCAUCUGCAGGGUCUGAAGUAUAUGCAAAUACCUGCCAGCGAUACGCCCCAUCAAAAUAUUAAACAAUAUUUUCAGGAGGCAUUCGAUUUCAUAGAGGAUGCACGCAAAACAGGUUCGCGCGUUUUGCUACACUGUCACGCGGGCAUCUCGCGCAGCGCCACCAUCGCCAUUGCGUACGUCAUGCGGUACAAGUCGCUGUCGCUGAUCGAGGCCUACAAGCUAGUGAAAGUGGCCCGGCCCAUCAUCUCGCCCAAUCUGAACUUCAUGGGCCAGUUGCUCGAGCUGGAGCAGAGUCUGCUCAAGAGCGGCGCCCUGGCGCCGCUGCCCACUGUGUCCCCAUCCGCAUCGCCCGCUGCCAGCAGCCAUGCGUCAGCAUCUAGUCAGCUCGUGGAAGAGCCCGAGGAGGAGGAGGAGGCCGAGUUACGUCCGAUGCCAGUGCCGCGCAAGUCCAAGUCGGACAGCGAGGCCAUGGACGAGGAUGUCUAUGAUUAUGAUGAUGUGGACAGUGGCGCCAGCAGCUUUGCCGGCAGCAAUUGCUCAUCGCGCCUCACCUCUCCGCCCGUCACACCGGACGAGACGCCCUGCACGUCGGCAGCGGCGGCGGCGUCAGCAGCAGCUGUAACUGAACUGGACUCGCCGUGCUCCAAUAGCAGCAGCGGCAUCUACUCCAUUUCAACAUCGCAAGAGUUUACACCUGCUGCGCCCGCACCUGUUACACCUGCUGCAACGUCGACGACGGCGACACUGUCGCCCACGCGACCGCUGGCGCUCUUCAAGCGCAAUUCGCCGGUGAAGCUGCGGCUCAAUCUGGAGCCCAGCUAUAACACGCCCAACAUACCAAAAUCCAUAUCCUGCAUAUCCAUACACAAUGCCAGCCAGCAUAGUCCGCUGCCGCGGGAGGCGCCAGCCACGCCCAGCUGCGAGCUGGCGCCCACAAUGCCCAAUGGCGACAACAACAACAACUUGGUGGCGGCCACGUCGAGUGAUUGAUGCAUCAGACGGAGGCGACGCCACCGACGCCCCAAAGCUGUGAAUAAAAUAAAACUUAUGUGUACAAUUAAGUGAUGCGAAAUUUCGUAUUUUAUAUACUAUAUACAGAGAGCAUGAUUGAAUGGAUUGAUUGGUUGAUUGACUGAUGGAUUGAUUGAUUGAUAGCUAGCCUCACUUACUACUCUAUGAAUUGAGCGUGUAUAUUUUGUACCUAAAAACUGAGAAAAACGAAAACUUCUGAAGAAGAAAUGAGGAAAAAACAAUUGAUGCAUCCAAAAGAUUUUGAAGAAUGCAAAUGGAGAAAUAUUUAGUCUAAUUUGUAGUUUUAAAACAUUUGUAAUCUAACCUUAGAUCACAGAGAACCAGAUACAAAAUAGAUCAACUAUAUAUUUCGUAAUGCAUCAAA